Molecule: messenger RNA, 3548 nt
Organism: Onychostoma macrolepis
Lineage: Eukaryota; Metazoa; Chordata; Actinopteri; Cypriniformes; Cyprinidae
Gene: mpi
Product: mannose phosphate isomerase
Exons: 8
Coding region: 58-1326 (422 amino acids)
Biological process (GO): carbohydrate metabolic process; GDP-mannose biosynthetic process
Cellular component (GO): cytosol
Molecular function (GO): zinc ion binding; mannose-6-phosphate isomerase activity
Source: RefSeq, a predicted model, not a curated record
GCUCGUGAUUGGUUGGCGCGCUGUGACGUCACCUACGUGACUGUCAGCGUCGCAGACAUGGCGGAAGUGAAAGUGUUUCCAUUGUGCUGUGUGGUGCAGAGCUAUGCCUGGGGUAAAGUGGGUCUGGACAGUGAGGUGGCCCGGCUGGUGCUCGGUGGAGACCCUCAGGCGCUCAUAGAGGAGGCCAGACCCUACGCAGAGCUUUGGAUGGGUGCUCACCCCAAAGGAGAUGCUCUCAUCAAAGACAACAGGAUAUCCCAGAGGACACUGGGACAGUGGAUUGCAGAUUUCCCGGGAUGCCUGGGGUCAAAGGUCAAAGACACAUUCCAUGGGCAGCUCCCGUUCCUUUUCAAAGUGCUGUCUGUCAACACGGCUCUGUCCAUCCAGGCGCAUCCCAACCGGGAAUUGGCUGCUAGACUCCAUGCACAGUUUCCUGAACAUUACCCAGACAACAACCACAAACCGGAGAUGGCCAUCGCUCUCACUCAGUUUGAAGGUCUCUGCGGCUUUCGGCCGAUGGAUGAAAUCUUGGGCUUCCUCAAAAAUGUCCCAGAGUUCCGUGCGCUGGUCGGUAACGAAGCCGCUGAGGAGCUUCAGAGCGCCGAUGGAGACCCGGGCCGGACGUCUCUCGCUCUGAAGAAAUGUUUCACCAGGAUGAUGAACUGCGAGAAGAAGCUGUUCAUCGAUCAGCUCAACAUGCUGGUCAAACGCAUCUCAGAGGACGGGGCUGCAGGCAAAGACACCUCCAGAAGUAACGGAGAACUGCUGCUGCGACUGCAUUCCCAGUAUCCGGGGGACAUCGGAUGCUUUUCCAUUUACUUCCUGAACCGUAUCGUGCUGCAGCCGGGGGAGGCCAUGUUCCUGGGAGCAAAUGAGCCUCAUGCUUAUCUGUCUGGAGACUGUGUGGAGUGUAUGGCGUGCUCUGAUAACACCGUACGUGCCGGACUGACUCCCAAAUACAUUGACGUGGACACGCUGUGUGAGAUGUUGAAUUACAGCCCGGCUCCAGUCAGUGCCAAAAUCUUCCCCUGCGUGCGGGACAACUCCGACCCCUGCGUCUACCUCUACGACCCUCCUGUGCCAGACUUCACCGUCAUGAGAAUACAGAUCCCCGCCUCGGCGCAGCAGUACACUGUGAGCGCGCUGGACUCCGCCGGCAUCCUGCUGGUCAUCGACGGAGAAGCCAUCGCCACGUCUGCUGCGGCCCUCUCUGACAUCACUCUGACACAAGGCUCUGUGCUUUUCAUUUCAGCCAAUGAGAGCGUCUCUUUACAGCUGACAUCAUCGUCAGGCAUGACCAUGUUCAGAGCCUGCUGCUUACUGUAGGAGACGUCCGCUUCAUAAACCUCCUGUUCUGUCCUGAUCUAAACCAACGGGUCAAACAAAGUUGUCCCAUCAUGGUCCUAUGUUUUUGGCUUCAUCUCAAACAUGCAUGAUGAAUAACCUCUAUUAAAGGAACAGUUCACCCAAAAAUUCUGUCAUUUACUCAGACUCAAGUUGUUUCAGGACUGUAUGAGUCUCAUUCUUCCACUGAACACAAAAGAAGAUAUUUUAAAGAAUGUUAGUAAGUAAAUCAUUUCUGGUUCCCAUUGACUUCCUUGUUUUUUUUCCACACUAUGGAAGUCACUAUCCACCAACUGUUUGUUACUUGUAACAACUUGAGAGUAAAUGAUGACAGAAUUUUCAUUUUUGGGUGAACUAUCCCUUUAAGUUGGAGUAUUAUGAUGACAUUUAGUGUUAAAAUAGCUAUGCUUAAUCAAAAAAUAACAAAAUAUAUAAUGAAACAGAUUGAAUUAUGAUUCUACAACAUAAAAACCUCUGCAUGUUCUUUUGAAAUAUGUAAAAGUAUAUAAUUCCUUUAAGUCAACAUGAAAUGCUGUUCACACCAUUUUACUUUAAUAAUGUGACAUUUACGAGGGAAAAAAGAAAUGUAGGAUAGAAUUUGAUUGGAUGAUAAAAUGUGGGCGUUCCAGAAUGAAAUGAGACCAGAAUGAGAGUUUAAACCACCAGCAUUAAAGCAACAGUUCAUCCAAAAAUGAGUUCCAAGAUGUAGAUGAGUUUUAGAGAAAUGUAGCAUUACAUCACUUGCUCACCAAUGGAUGGUGUUGCCAAGUCUUCCCGCGGAGUUGGGCUACUUUUACAAGUCUGUGGGUUGAAGCGACUCCAAUAACGUGAUUUUUAGCCCCUGGAAUGUGAAUUUUACCAGGGGGAACCCCGCCAAAAACCAACAUGUAUUUUACCCCCGGAACGCAAUUUUUACAGGGCUAGUUUUGAGUAGCAAUUUUGGGUGGGUUUUGUUUUGAAAACCUGGCAAUCUCUGCAGUGAAUGGGUGCCGUCAGAACAAGAGUCCAAACAGCUGAUGAAAACACCACAAUAAUCCACACCACUCUGCAGUCCAUUAAUUAAUGUCUUGAGAAGUGAAAACUGUGUUUGUAAGAAAUAAAUACAUCAUUAAGAUAUUUUUAAUAAAAUAUGGAUUACUUGUUGAUUAUAGUGAUGUUUUAUCAGCUGUUUGGACUCUCAUUCUGACGGCACCCAUUCACUGCAGAGGAUCCACUGGUGAGCAAGUGAUGUAACGCUAAAUUUCUCCAAAUCUGAGGAAGAAAUAAACUCACCUGCAUCUUGGAUGACCUGAGGGUGAAUACAUUUUCAGCAACGUUUCAUUUUUGGAUGAACUAUUCCUUAAAGAAAGUAAACAAAGUCAGUUUUGAUUUCACGUUGGCGCAUAUAAGUCAAAUGCACGGAUGCAUGAUCACUCACUAUUGGCUGCAACAUUUUAUCAAACGAAAUUUGUUCAAUCAGAGAUUUUUUGCAUAAGGAUGUAACACCUUUUGCAUGUGUUCAAAAAAAUUAAAACCCAAAUGGAGGACAGUAACAAUUUCACUGUUACAUUAAAACCUGGUAACAUACACUUGAGACCAAUUUUAACGUUUUUAAGACCUAUUUCAUGAUACUAAAGAACAAUGAGUCCUUGUAACGCACACACUCUUCCAUAAAGAACAUACACGGUUAAACAGUUUUAUUGAAGAAGUUCUUGCUAAACGAAGCACUCCUGUGACAGACACGAGUUUUGUGAUUUGAUUACCAGUGCAACUGAUUUUAACAAUAACCCUGCAAGUGUUUUCAUACGUGAAACUUUGUUACCGAUUUUUAUCCUCCCUUAUAAGUGACUGUAUGGCUUGAUCUGUGGUUAUGCUUUAUUGCUGUAGUUACUAUUUGCACUAGCAGCGUGGAGAGCACAAAGGAUGCUGGGAAUUACCCUCAUCCUGAUGUUUGUUUACUGUAUUUUUAAGUGGCCUCUUCAGAUUCGUACAUGUAAAACCAGAAGACUGACCUCAAACGUGUUGAUUUCCGGGAUUCUUUCUAUAUUUUUGGAGCUGUGUUAUUCUGAAGUGCUCUGGGAUCAAAGCAUGCGACGGAUGGCAGAAGUCCGAGUGAAUGAAUGUAUGGUGCUUUCUGAGCUGUAAUGGAGCAUGUGUCUGAUAAGAAGAACUCUGUAUGUAAUCCCUAAUAAAUAACGGUUCUGUAACCUUUCACCUGCUCAUUU